GACUGCGGACACAGUGCAGGAGAUGACCAGAGACUGCGGACACAGUACAGGAGAUGACCAGAGACUGCAGGACAUAGUACAGGAGAUGACAAAAGAUUGCAGACACAGUACAGGAGAUGACCAGAGACUGCGGACACAGUACAGGAGAUGACCAGAGACUGCGGACACAGUACAGGAGAUGACCAGAGACUGCAGACAACAGUGCAGGGGAUGACCAAGAGACUGCAGACAGUGCAGGGAAUGACCAGAGACUGCGGACACAGUGCAGGGGAUGACCAGAGACUGCAGACAGUGCAGGGGAUGACCAGAGACUGCAGACAGUGCAGGGGAUGACCAGAG
Staurois parvus is the source of this 339-nucleotide messenger RNA. NCBI's taxonomy places the organism in Eukaryota, Metazoa, Chordata, Amphibia, Anura, Ranidae. The record is from the annotation of a GenBank genome assembly.